AGAGAACUCCGUUCGUAUAAAUAUCCGGAAUCGCCUCAGCCACCAAGCAGUUCUCUCGAGAAACCUGAUUCUACACCCUGAAAACAAAAUGUCCGGAAGAGGAAAGACCGGCGGAAAGGCCCGAGCCAAGGCCAAGACCCGCUCGUCCCGCGCCGGCCUCCAGUUCCCCGUGGGCCGCGUCCACAGGCAUCUGAGGAAGGGAAACUACGCCCAGCGCGUCGGCGCCGGGGCCCCGGUGUACCUGGCGGCGGUGCUCGAGUACCUGACCGCUGAGAUCCUCGAGCUGGCCGGAAACGCAGCUCGCGACAACAAGAAGACCCGCAUCAUCCCGCGUCACCUGCAGCUGGCGGUGCGCAACGACGAGGAGCUCAACAAGCUGCUGGGCGGCGUGACCAUCGCGCAGGGCGGCGUGCUGCCCAACAUCCAGGCGGUGCUGCUGCCCAAGAAGACCGAGAAGCCCGCCAAGAAGUAGACCCCCCCCUCCCCCUCCCCAACAACAACAACAACAACAACGGCUCUUUUAAGAGCCACACACUUCUCCCUGAGAGCAAUGUCUAUUAUUCUGUUAACUUCAAAUCAGUUUAAUUAUCGAAAUUGAACUGAAGGACAUUUUUUUGUGAACAUGUAGGAAUUAAAUUUUUUGAAUAGACCAAAAUCGAAGUAUAUUGGUAUAUCUGCCUUGUGGCUCUACAGUGCACACAUGAAACCUUAGUGAGAAGAUCCUGCUCACAACAGAUGUGUUUUCCAAAUGAUAAUAAAAAGGAUAUUUUGAAAAGUU
Pungitius pungitius (ninespine stickleback) is the source of this 778-nucleotide messenger RNA. RefSeq names its product histone H2A-like. Gene Ontology annotation, biological process: heterochromatin formation. NCBI's taxonomy places the organism in Eukaryota, Metazoa, Chordata, Actinopteri, Perciformes, Gasterosteidae. Bases 89 to 472 code for a protein of 127 amino acids. The transcript has a single exon. Gene Ontology annotation, molecular function: DNA binding; protein heterodimerization activity; structural constituent of chromatin. Gene Ontology annotation, cellular component: nucleosome; chromatin. The record is from RefSeq and is a predicted model, not a curated record.